UUCAAUGGGCUACCUGUAGAGGCCCCCGGCGCUGCGCAUAAAUACUCCUCCCUCUGAGGAUGAGUUCAGUCCUGAGCGAGAGAUCAGACACGAAGUUAGGUUUUGGGAAUCUGGUUAGGGCGGAUUAUGAACGCUUUUGGACACCAACCAUCUAACCAGCAGACCAGCCCUAUUCAGCACCACAGCGCUCAGGAGCUCCUGGACAUGGCCGUGUACUGCGACAACUACGGGGUGUACCAACAGAACCUCCACCAUCAUCACUCUCAAAGGCCGCAGACGCACCCCACUAGCUACGGCCUCGGAGAGUACACCUCACCGUCCACGAACCCGUACCUAUGGCUGAACGGACCCAGCAUCAACUCCUCUCCUUAUCUUCCCGGGAACAACGGCACGUCCUACAUUCAGUCCGGAUACGGGUCGAACCAAAGGCAGUUCUUACCUCCUCCCACCGGGUUUGGUGGAGCAGACCUGGGUUGGUUGUCCAUAUCCAGCCAGCAGGAACUCUUCAAGAUGGUCAGACCACCUUACUCCUACUCAGCGCUGAUAGCGAUGGCCAUACAGAACGCCCAAGACAAAAAGUUGACUCUGAGUCAGAUCUAUCAGUAUGUGGCUGACAACUUCCCUUUCUACAAGAAGAGUAAAGCUGGAUGGCAGAAUUCAAUCCGCCACAACCUGUCACUGAACGACUGUUUCAAAAAAGUGGCACGGGAUGAGGAUGACCCUGGUAAAGGAAACUACUGGACGCUGGACCCCAACUGUGAGAAGAUGUUCGAUAACGGGAACUUCAGGAGGAAGAGAAAAAGAAGAGCAGACAUAAGCGGAGCUGACAGCACAGCUCUCCCGGUCAAGUCUGAAGACGGCCCGCACAAGCUCUCCGACACCGCCAGCCUCCUGAGUUCCUCCCCGCCCAGCCUGCACGGAUCCCCGGCCUCCACGGAGCCCAAAUCGUCCCCUUCUCCACCCGCGGAGCACAGCCCGUGUUACAACAGUUUCGUGUCCAGCGUGAACUCGUUGCUGGCGGGCAACACCGAAGGCUCCAGGGCCGGUGAGCGGGACUACGGCUCCGGGCAUCUCGGGGGACUGUCUCAGACCAGAGAGGGCAUGUCCGGACUGGGCUCCUACUCGCCCACUUUAAUCUCUCCUCUGAACUCUGACAACAACAGAAUGAACUAUUACACAUCAGUACAGAGCCUCUCCAACCAUUUUAGUGUUAAUAACCUCAUAUACAGCCGGGAAGGAACAGAGGUGUAGACUGUCUGUCAGUGUCAGUGUCAGGCUGCUUCAUGAAAAAGUAAUUUAUCAGCCAUGUUUCUGUACUGUUUUGACUUAUUACUCAUGUUCUGAUGUAGCUGAUUUUUCAUUUUUAAAAGUAGCACUGGACCCGAACUGGUAUUUCUUGUCCACAAUCACUUUUCAUCAUGGUUCCUCCAUCUUUGGUUUGUCCAGAAAAUUCAUAGACUUACAAAUCAGCUCACUGUUGGCAACGUAUUUUAUUUUUUCAUAUUUUUAUUCUGUUUUUUUGCGAAAUACUUAUUGUAGUUGCUCGGUUGGGCUGACUCCCUGUCUUUAAAGAAGAAGACAAUAUGUACAGAAAUUAUUUUCAUAAGAAAAUACGUGACAUGUAUUUUAGACUGAAUUGUGUUUGCUGUUUUUUGUUUUUUUUAUUUAAA
Molecule: messenger RNA, 1670 nt
Organism: Larimichthys crocea (large yellow croaker)
Lineage: Eukaryota; Metazoa; Chordata; Actinopteri; Sciaenidae
Gene: foxi1
Product: forkhead box i1
Exons: 2
Coding region: 127-1251 (374 amino acids)
Biological process (GO): cell differentiation; anatomical structure morphogenesis; regulation of transcription by RNA polymerase II
Molecular function (GO): DNA-binding transcription factor activity, RNA polymerase II-specific; RNA polymerase II cis-regulatory region sequence-specific DNA binding
Source: RefSeq, a predicted model, not a curated record